AUGGUGAUGCUUCAGCUUUCUGCUGUAGUCCUCCUUGCGCUCAUCGCCCCCUCCCUCGCCGGUGACGCCGACAUGCUCCAGGACGUCUGCGUCGCCGACUUGGCAUCCCCGAUCAAGCUGAAUGGGUUCCCAUGCAAGGCGGACAUCACGGCAGACGACUUCUUCUUUGCCGGACUCAAGAGGGCUGGCAACACCAACAACGCGGCAGGGUCCAACGUCACGGCAGCAAAUGUACAGUCAUUCCCUGGGGUGAACACGCUUGGCGUGUCCAUGGCACGCAUCGACUACGCGCCGGGAGGCCAGAACCCGCCGCACACCCACCCGCGUGCCACCGAGAUCAUCUUCGUCACCGAAGGAGUCCUCGAGGUGGGCUUCAUCACCACCGCCAACAAGCUCUUCACUAAGACUGUCACCGUCGGAGACGUGUUCGUUUUUCCGCGUGGCCUCGUGCACUUCCAGCAGAACAGGGGGCGUGGCCCUGCAUCCGUCAUCGCCGGCUUCAACAGCCAGCUCCAGGGCACACAAGUCAUCGCCACCACGCUCUUCGCUGCCGCGCCGCCAGUGCCUAGCGACGUGCUGGCCAAGGCCUUCCGGGUCAGUAACGAGGACAUCGACGCCGUCAAGGCCAAGUUCAGGUAG
Messenger RNA from Triticum turgidum subsp. durum (durum wheat), 639 nucleotides. NCBI's taxonomy places the organism in Eukaryota, Viridiplantae, Streptophyta, Magnoliopsida, Poales, Poaceae. The record is from the annotation of a GenBank genome assembly.